AAUCCUGCGCGGGACAAGAACACAGGGACCUCCCAGAGGCACACGCACCUCCCGUCUGCAGCCCAGCAUCAGGAGAGGCACAAAUUCUGCCCCAAAUUCCCAAGGAUGAUGAUGGGACUCCGAUCACAGGCCAAGCCCGUGAAGUCCGGUCUGCCUCUUCCGGGGCCCGAGAGCGGCCUGUACAGCCAGUACGAGCAGAAGGUGAGCCCCCGCACUGACCUCAUCGGCUCCCUGCGGACCCUGGGUGUGGAGCGGGACCUGGCCCCGGCCACCAUCGCUGUCAUCGGGGACCAGAGCUGGGGCAGGAGCUCCUGCGGGAAGCUCUGUCGGGGUCGCCCUCCCCAGAGGCAGUGGUAGGCAGAGCUGGGCCGGCUCUGCUCUCCCCGCGGGCCACAAAGCAUCCUGGGGGUACCAGGCGUUUCAGACAUUGGCCCCGGGAGGCUUAGGUCUACGGGCAUGGCCUGGGCUGCCCCCAGGUCUCUGACCCCCUUUCGCAUCCUUAGCCGUCGCUGGGCCUGUGUCCGUCGGGGCCCGGAACCUGACGGCCCAGCCCUGACUCCAGACCUUGUCCAGUGGUCUGUGGCAGGCAUGUCUUUGAUGACACCGAGCUUGUAAGUCUCAGGUGCCGUGUGAAGUCGUUCCGAAGAAUUUUCUCAGUGUUUGGAAAAAGCGAUUAGCCAGGGUCAUAGUGUGA
Panthera uncia (snow leopard) is the source of this 694-nucleotide messenger RNA. Its product is annotated as interferon-induced GTP-binding protein Mx1-like. Bases 106 to 357 code for a protein of 83 amino acids. Lineage: Eukaryota; Metazoa; Chordata; Mammalia; Carnivora; Felidae. The record is from RefSeq and is a predicted model, not a curated record. The transcript has a single exon.